GUGAGAGUUCACCUUUUAAUGAUGGAAGUCGGUGGGAAUGGUGGUGGGCUGCCUAUAAACAACAAACAAAGAGUGAUGCUACCUAAUAAAAGCCGGGGUGAAUUCCCUCGAAAUUCAAGGAAAGACUCAGAGGGGCUGUCGGAGUCCCCAGAUUUUGAGUUUGAAUAUUCUGAUACAGACAAAUGGGCUGCAGAGCUGUCAGAGCUUUACAGUUACACAGAAGGACCAGAGUUUGCUCUCAACAGGAAGUGCUUUGAAGAUGAAUUCAGAGCUCAUGUGACUGAUAAAAAGUGGACGGAGCUGGACGCAGCUGAGCACAGAGCUCACGCCAUGCGUCUCCUGGACGGCCUGGAGGUCAUUGCUCGUGAGAAACGACUGAAGGUUGCUAGGGCCAUUCUCUACAUGGCUCAGGGGACUUUUGGAGAUUGUAGCUCUGAGGCUGAGGUGCAGCACUGGAUGAGAUACAACAUUUUUCUGCUGCUUGAUGUGGGGACCUUCUCUGCUCUGGUAGAACUACUGAACAUGGAGAUUGAUAACAGCGCUGCCUGCAGCAGUGCAGUCAGAAAACCGGCCAUCUCCCUCGCUGACAGCACAGAUCUCAGGGUUCUGCUUAAUAUAAUGUAUCUGAUCGUAGAGACGAUCCAACAGGAUGAUCCAGCCAAUAAGCCUGAGUGGAAAAUCUUGAGGGAAACCUUCAGAGCAGAACUGGGAUCUCCUCUUUUCAACAACGAGCCCAUUUCUGUCAUGCUCUUUGGUAUGGUUACCAAGUUCUGCAGCGGCCAUGCUCCUCACUUUCCAAUGAAGAAGGUCCUCCUGCUGCUGUGGAAGAGCAUACUGUUCACGCUCGGAGGGUUUGAGCAGCUUCAAAGCAUCAAGGUCUGUAAACGCGAGGAGCUGGGUCUCCCCCCUCUCCCGGAGGACAGCAUUCGAGUCAUUCGCAGCAUGAGGGCAGCUUCGCCGCCGGCGUCGGCGUCCGACCUCAUCGAGCAGCAGCAGAAACGAGCUCGACGCGAACACAAGGCUCUGAUCAAACAGGACAACCUGGAUGCUUUCAAUGAGAAGGAUCCCUACAAGGCCGAUGAUUCCCGAGAUGACGAGGACGACAACGAUGACAACGACAACUCUUUAGAGCCGGAGACUUUUCCUAUAGAGAGAGACGAGGUGAUGCCUCCCCCCAUUCCUCACCCUCCAUCAGAGAGGGUGUCCUUCCCUAAAGGUCUGCCUUGGGCUCCUAAAGUCAGGGAAAAAGACAUUGAAACGUUUCUAGAAUCAAGUAGAAGUAAAUUCAUCGGUUACACACUGGGGAGUGAUACAGACACAGUGGUUGGUUUACCCAGGCCGAUUCACGAGAGCAUCAGGACACUAAAACAGCACAAGUAUGUUUCUAUAGCCGAACUCCAGAUUGCAAAAGAGGAAGAAUACCAGAAAACUCCCCUCUCUGUUGGUGAAGAGGAAGUGGAGAUGUGCGCCACUGAGCUGCUCUAUCAGGGAAUCCUGCCCAGUUUGCCUCAGUACAUGAUUGCGCUGCUGAAGAUCCUGUUGGCUGCUGCGCCGACAUCCAAAGCCAAAACAGACUCCAUUAACAUCUUGGCCGACGUGCUGCCAGAGGAGAUGCCGACGACGGUUCUGCAGAGCAUGAAACUCGGCGUUGACGUCAACCGGCACAAAGAAAUCAUCGUUAAAGCCAUCUCUGCCAUCCUGCUGCUGCUUCUGAAGCACUUUAAACUGAAUCACAUCUACCAGUUUGAGUACAUGGCUCAGCACCUGGUGUUUGCAAACUGYAUCCCACUCAUCCUGAAGUUUUUCAACCAGAACAUCAUGUCCUACAUCACCGCUAAAAACAGCAUUUCUGUUCUUGAUUUUCCAAACUGCGUGGUGCACGAGCUCCCAGAGUUAACUGCAGAGAGUUUGGAAGCUGGAGACAACACUCAGUUCUGCUGGAGGAAUCUGUUUUCCUGCAUUAACCUGCUGAGGAUCCUGAACAAACUGACCAAGUGGAAGCACUCCAGGACGAUGAUGUUGGUCGUGUUUAAGUCGGCUCCCAUCCUGAAGAGGGCGCUGAAGGUCAAGCAGGCCAUGAUGCAGCUCUACGUCCUCAAGCUGCUCAAAGUACAGACCAAAUACUUGGGCCGGCAGUGGAGGAAGAGCAACAUGAAGACCAUGUCUGCCAUUUAUCAGAAAGUCAGACACCGACUGAAUGACGACUGGGCUUACGGAAACGAUCUAGACGCUCGUCCCUGGGACUUCCAGGCCGAGGAGUGCGCUCUGCGGGCCAGCAUCGAACGCUUCAACAGCCGCCGCUACGACAAGAGCCACAGUAAUCCAGACUUCCUGCCUGUGGACAACUGCCUGCAGAGCGUCCUGGGACAACGAGUGGACCUGCCCGAGGACUUCCAAAUGAACUAUGACCUUUGGCUGGAGCGCGAGGUCUUCUCCAAACCCAUUUCCUGGGAAGAACUGCUGCAGUGAGAGAACGGCUCAGAACAACUUCUUCUCUCUGAUCCAAGUUUAGUCACAGCGUUACGACCUGACGGAUGGAUUUCCCUCUCAGAAGGCGACUUUGAGGAUUCAGACACAAACUUCAAGACGUUUAGUGUUAAUGUGAUGUAACCCAAUAUUUUAAAGAGGUUUUUCUCUCAGCCAAAACGUUUCACAGACUUUAUAACUAAACUGAACCUGUGGGCUCAAUUCUAGUCCUAGUUUUACAUUUACAGGGAUUUCUUUUAUGUUCUGUGCCUCUGUUUCUGCCCCAGCAGGUCAGUAAAUGAGCUGACGGUUUGUUCACUCUCAGCUUUAACAAAAUAUCUUUAGUAAAUUUUACGUAUCGACUCUCAAAAGACGAGGCUUCUCUUUAAGUGUAUCUCACUCCUGGGUUCGCUGUAAUUUUACGUCCCUCUGGAAGAAUCUGUGUGGUAAAAAUAUUUCACUUGAUUGUUGUUUCAGGAUUGUGAGCUGCUGUUUCUGAAAUUGUCCUCAUUUCUAAAUUCGUUCUGAGCGUCUCUGUUGAGCUCGGACUUGUUGCCUUCGCUCUGGGACCUCUGUGUUCUGACCGACACGACAAGCGAUGAAGAGCAGCUUCGACCUUUGACCUGCAGUAAGAAACCGGCUCGUGUGUGAAAGAGAAACAUUACUAGUUUUCACUGUUCGCCUUUUUUUUUUUAACUGAAGCAGAAAACAUUCAAUCAUUAAGCAUUACAGAACAAUUUUCUUUUUUGUUUCAACUCAAACCUUCAUAGUUUGUUUGAUUUGUUUUUUAUUAGAAAGGUUAAAAAAUUAUAAAUACGUGUAAAUUGUGAAACAUAUUUAUCAUGACUUUUUUUCUUUGUUUUACAUGGACUUAAAUACUGUAAUAAAAUUGUACCGUCUUUCA
This is a messenger RNA of Austrofundulus limnaeus, 3370 nucleotides long. It is a transcript of the gene strip1, whose product is annotated as striatin interacting protein 1. The transcript is spliced from 20 exons. Lineage: Eukaryota; Metazoa; Chordata; Actinopteri; Cyprinodontiformes; Rivulidae. Gene Ontology annotation, cellular component: cytosol. The record is from RefSeq and is a predicted model, not a curated record. Gene Ontology annotation, biological process: cytoskeleton organization. The coding region runs from base 19 to 2469 and encodes 816 amino acids.